Molecule: messenger RNA, 453 nt
Organism: Penicillium riverlandense
Lineage: Eukaryota; Fungi; Ascomycota; Eurotiomycetes; Eurotiales; Aspergillaceae
Exons: 3
Molecular function (GO): hydrolase activity
Source: RefSeq, a predicted model, not a curated record
AAAGUCGUGGUUCUUUUGACCGACAUAUUCGGCAUAUUUACCAAUUCCCUGGUCCUCGCCGACGGGUCCGCCUACAAUUGUUACCUGACCGUAAUCCCUGAUCUGUUUCAAGACGACCAGAUGAAGCUCUCCGACAGGCAAAAUGGGAAGCCCGCCAUAGUAGACCCAAUCGUGGAGUCUACCAUCCAGUACGUCCGCGAUACAUUUGGUGUGAAGAAGAUCGGCGCUGUCGGCUACUGCUUCGGUGGCAAGAUCGACUCUAUAUUUACCACCAAACUCCUCCACGAAUCGGAGGAGAUUCUGGUCAAGAUUGGUCAGGUCUGGCAGAUCAACCUUUUCGGCAGCGUAAGCCAUGGCUUUGCCGUCCGUGCCGAUCUGAGCAACACGAAGCAGAAGUGGACCGAAAAGGGCGCCUCCUACCAGGCUGUCAUAUGGUUAGACCAGUACUUGUGA